Messenger RNA from Glarea lozoyensis ATCC 20868, 702 nucleotides. RefSeq lists its product as uncharacterized. NCBI's taxonomy places the organism in Eukaryota, Fungi, Ascomycota, Leotiomycetes, Helotiales, Helotiaceae. The transcript has a single exon. The record is from RefSeq and is a predicted model, not a curated record. Bases 1 to 702 code for a protein of 233 amino acids.
AUGGCACACAACAUCAGUACAGGCGAAGUCAACAGGCCGGGAGAUGCGGAAGCCCGCGAGAGAUUCAAGAACUUUAUCGAAAAACUCUCAAUUGAGGAGCUACAAGACGAGCCAAUAUUUUGCGGCAAAGAGAUCUUGGCAUUUCCGACGUUCCUUCCCAAUGGGACACGAGAAGCUUUGUUUGUGGUCUCCGAGCAGGAUUUGGGAAAUGUUGUACGCGAUCCGCAUUGGCAUUCGAUCGUGGUGGCAGAGACUUUUCCUCUUUUCGAUGACGAAACACUCAAUCAUGUUCCUAGAAUGCAAAUUCUCAUGCCCCGUGGACGUAGAGAUAUGACUGCGGAAGAAUGGCAAAAGUUCCUUCUUGGCGCUUUCGAUGACUAUCACGGUACACCUCGUCGUCGAACGAAACUAGAAUGGAAAGAUUCUCAAGUUAUUGAAAAGCUUGGUGAGCUAGAGAUGGGCCUGGAGGGUGAGCUAGACAUGUAUGGCUUUCGAAUCGAAAAGGAACUUAUUGAAGAUGGCGACCGGUACAUAUUCAGCAAGCUUCCAGUCCUCGGGGCCCCCUUAGAGAUUGUUGCGGAUUUUGUCACGUAUAAAGCGCAAAUUGCGUGGAUUGAGAUUGUGUAUGGUCUAUUGCAGAAUUUGGAACAAAGACAACUUGGGGCAGGAAGUGCUGGGAGUGGGCUUUCAGAUGGGAAUUAG